Molecule: messenger RNA, 1806 nt
Organism: Eupeodes corollae
Lineage: Eukaryota; Metazoa; Arthropoda; Insecta; Diptera; Syrphidae
Product: protein valois
Exons: 5
Coding region: 151-1320 (389 amino acids)
Biological process (GO): oocyte axis specification
Cellular component (GO): methylosome
Molecular function (GO): protein binding
Source: RefSeq, a predicted model, not a curated record
AAUAAAAAAAAGAAAGAUGUCAGGUGAAUUUAGGCAUUCCUCACCGGUGGGCUGCUAACCUCGUUGUUGCGUUUAAUUUUUUCACAAUUUUUUUGUUUAAACGUGAGUUUUUAGAAAAAAAAAUCGUUUCACCACCCCCGCGCUAUAAUUAUGUUCCCAAGCUCCUAUGGUGUCCUCUAUAAAACACCAGAUUACUAUCAUCCGCCCGAAGACACUACAGCACUGGCCUCGAACACUUACUAUCCCAAUCUGAAUUCCCGCGACUACGCCAAACGUCCACACAAUCGUCAGCUACGCAUUCAUCCAGCAUGGGAAUGUGUAGCAGCGAAUGUGGAUGGAACUUAUGCUUUAGCUACAAAUAAAUUAACUGGUCGUGAAUGGUCUAGCUCUUUGUGGGGUUUCGAACGUCGUGAGCAUAUUGGCGCCGAAAAGAAAUCCAUUUAUAAAUUGCAAUGCCACUCUUUGAUAUCGGCAAUGCGUUUUGUUGCUAAAAAUAUUCUCCUCAUAUCCUUUCAUUCCGGCUGCGUCCAACUUUGGUCCACAAAAACCGAAGUGCGCAGCAUUAAUCCGUAUUGUUUGUUCAUGAUUGGGGAACGUUAUGAGCAUACUCAUCCAAUUUUAUGCUUGGAACAGUUCCAUGCUGAUUCAAAUAAAGCAAUAACCGGUGGGAAGGAUUGUAUGCUGAAGAUUUGGGACAUGGGAAAGGCAGAUUUGACUUCCGUUCAUACUUUACGACACGCUCAUAGCGAUGUUAUUACUGGUAUUGCCACUUCUCUAAGUCAGCCGAAUAUCUUUGCCAGUUGCUCCUUGGAUAAAUCUACACUCUUGUGGGAUGAUCGACAAGCACGUCCAGCAAAAGCAAUAUACGACAAUCACACAGACUGCUUCAAGGCUUGCGCCUGGGCAACAAAGGCCAUAUCUCCAGACGAAAAGAUCAUCCAUCUCGGCGACGAAGAUGGUAAAAUUCUUACAUGUGAUAUACGAAAGCCAAAUGAAUACAUUGAAAAAUUUACUUAUAACGACAAACCGGUCAGGAAGAUUCUUCCAAGGGGCUCCCGCUUAGCUGUGAUUGGUGAUUCAAAUAAAGUGAAAGCCUUCGAUGGAGAUGUACAAAUUUAUGAAUCGUCCGAACCAAGAAAUUUCGUUCGUGACGGACUCUGGACAUCGGACGAUGAAUUUUUUACAAUUGGAUUCGAUGGACAAUUAAGGACGCACGUUGUAGUUGCGCCACACCGUUGCGGACAGUGUGAUGAGUGUGUCGCCGAUUUGGAGAAAAAACAAAAAAUAUUAAAUCUUCCAAAACAAGAAGAAACACCAUGAAUAAUUGGUUAAAUUUAAAAAAAAAAUGUUUUUCUUUCAAAACAAAAAACAUAAAGUUUUUAUCUCCUAUAUUUUGCCUUAAAAAAUAAUAAUUGCUUACGCUUUUGGCAAUAAUAUGAUAUAUAAAAAAACACACACUACCACACCUCCCCCGCAAAAAAAAAUACAACUAAAAAAAAAAACAAAAUUCGUUUGCAUUAUCUAUUAAAUUCUUUUUAAUUAGUGUUAGCUGAUGUCUAUAUAAAUAAAUCAAUAUAGAUAUUAGAUAAAAUGACAACAAAAAGGUAAAGAAAAACGAGAAAAAAACAGUUCCACUUGGUAAGAGGAAACAUUUUAAAAAUUGUUAUCAAUAGAAAAAAGAAAAAAACAAAAUUGGACGAAUGUUAAAAUUAAAAUUUAAAACAAAAAAUGUGAAGACAGAACCAAAUUACAUCUGAGGUUUAUUGGUAAAUAAAAAAACGAAACUAAGAUAUUUUUGCAUAAAAA